UGACGUUUCUCACAGCGCCACAAAAACGAUGAAAAAAAUAAAACAUCAGCCAUCCUGGAAAAAGUAACAAAAUAUUUACGAGUCGCGAUAUUUUCGAGAAUUUUUAGUGUUUUAUUUCGUUCGUUUGGUGGAACUUAUUGUGUGUAAUAGCGGGAACAGUGAACAAAUCGAAAACCGGUGCCAGCUGUCCCGCGUCCAGAGUGUUCCAGAGAUUUCUGGGGGAACAUUUUUGAUUUUCGUCUUGCCCCUCCUUCGCCACACACAACAACAGACAGCAGCAGUCCAGCAGUAGUUGUUCCGAAGAUGUCUUCUUCGCCAUUCCAUCAUUUUGCGUUCAACCACGGAACGAGGAAGAUCGCACCGCUGAAGGUUCGAAAUCCGAGUAUCAGUCCGUCGCAGAUAAUGCCAUCGCCGAGCGGAGUGCCGUUCAACAUCGCCGACAUGCCCUGGUCGUACAGUGGGAAACCGGGCCAGCUGAUGGAAUUCAAUGCGGUGAUCCGGCCGAGUCCGAUCCUGCAGGGACCGCUGCACCACUCGCUGCCCUAUCCGGAGAUGCGGAAGCGCAAAACCGAACCGGACGUCGUUCCGAUACCAUCAAAACAGUUUUUCACCGACGAGUCGAUGGCCAUCCACAUGAACAAUCUCCAUUUAUCAUCCGAAUACACAUCGCACAAUAUCGAAACAACGACGAUCUCCGCAUCCGAGGACGAAACGCUCCGGUCCCUGUCCGUAUCCGGAUCGCCCUCCUCUCUGGAUGAUGACAUGUCCCUCGGUGAAGCCGGGGGUCCUUCCACAUCCACCACCUCGUCAUCGCACGUCUACAUGUCCCCGCAGGAGCUGGAGGAACGGCUCAAAAAGGCACAACGAAUUAGCGUUUGCGAGGAAGUUCGCAAGCUGGACAAUCGGACGGAAAUCCUUCCCCAGGUGCUGCUGGAGAGGAUCGAGAAGCCCUGUACGGCACUGGUCCUGUGGCAACCGCCGCCCGUGCUGGAGAAGAUCCUGACCAAGGUAAGUGACGCCCUGAAGGAACGGGAAGAACAGGAAACCAAACAGCAAGAGUCCUCGCGGAGGUCCAACGAGGUGGCCAUGGGAGACGAGGAGGAAACGCUGCCCGACCUGCCGGACUACGACGAUGAUCUGGACUUUGAAGAGAACAACAACAACGUGGCCUCGGUAAGCGAUAUGAACAGUAUGGACGUCGAGAUGUAGUGGGGGAGGGCCGCCGUGUGAUUCGCGAUCGUGAUCCGGGAAUCGAUGCAUGUCAUGUACAAUGUUUUCUUAUUUUUUAUUCAUACUUUUAGGAUGUAAGGCGAAAGACCCCAAUCCGUUGGGCUCGAUAUUAAGCUUGUGGUCGAUAAGAUUGUUGAUAUACAUUUUUGUGGGGUGCAAAUAAAGCGAAAUAUAGACGAAAUUUUCAAUCUCGAA
This is a messenger RNA of Aedes albopictus (Asian tiger mosquito), 1425 nucleotides long. RefSeq lists its product as uncharacterized. NCBI's taxonomy places the organism in Eukaryota, Metazoa, Arthropoda, Insecta, Diptera, Culicidae. The record is from RefSeq and is a predicted model, not a curated record. The coding region runs from base 304 to 1209 and encodes 301 amino acids. The transcript is spliced from 3 exons.